UCUUUAAUUCCUAAUCAUAUUAAAGAAGAGUAUGAUACCCCGUCGCCGGGCUCCGAUCCAACCCGUUGGAAUGUAGAAAAUUAUCUUCAACGGGAGAAUGAAAUUGAAAUGUUGAAUAAUCGUAUUAAAGAUUUUGGUGGUUAUUUUGUCUUUAUAAACGAAUACGAAAGUGAAGAGUGUGAUUGA
Messenger RNA from Entrophospora candida, 186 nucleotides. Lineage: Eukaryota; Fungi; Glomeromycota; Glomeromycetes; Entrophosporales; Entrophosporaceae. The record is from the annotation of a GenBank genome assembly.